Pungitius pungitius (ninespine stickleback) is the source of this 2455-nucleotide messenger RNA. RefSeq names its product cyclic nucleotide gated channel subunit alpha 1b (gene cnga1b). The transcript has 15 exons. Gene Ontology annotation, cellular component: intracellular cyclic nucleotide activated cation channel complex; plasma membrane. NCBI's taxonomy places the organism in Eukaryota, Metazoa, Chordata, Actinopteri, Perciformes, Gasterosteidae. The record is from RefSeq and is a predicted model, not a curated record. Gene Ontology annotation, molecular function: intracellularly cAMP-activated cation channel activity; intracellularly cGMP-activated cation channel activity; cGMP binding. Gene Ontology annotation, biological process: monoatomic cation transmembrane transport. Bases 231 to 2114 code for a protein of 627 amino acids.
UCCUCCAAACACUCCGUCACGUCUCGCAGGCCUUCGUUUUUUAUCCCAGUUCCCCGCCAAACUUUUUGGGAUUUAUCGGCUUCGGCCUGGUGCGACCGUGCAGGGGACGGGGGGGGGGAUACUCCUCCGUUUCCAUGACGACAAGCAUGACGAGCAGCUGCCGGAUCUAGGCCGUAAAACCGAGGGCGACAGAUUAUCAGGUGGCAGAAAGUCGGGGAGAGAAUACCUCCAUGGCCAAAGUGGCUCCGUCAGUACGGACCCCCACCUCCUGGUUGACUCCGCCCACCAUUGUACUGCUGGACAUGGAGGAGGAGCCGGGCGACAGAACCAACCAAAGAUCCAGACCUGGAGAUCUGUUUAACGUCAACAACAGUAACAACAACGAGGAAGAGGAGGAGAAGAAGAAAAGAAAGAAAGAAAAGAAGGAGAGAAAAGAGAAGAAGGAGAAGGAGAAGCAGGAGAGGAAGGAGAGAAAGGAGAGGAAGGAGAAGAAGAAUGAAGAAAAAGCCAAAGAGGAGGCUCCUCAGGAGAUCACAGUGAUUGAUCCAGCAGGCAACACCUACUACCACUGGCUGGGAGUCAUCACCGUCCCCGUCAUGUACAACUGGACCCUGAUCAUAGCCAGGGCGUGUUUCGAGGAGCUACAGACCGACUAUUUGGUGCUGUGGUUCCUUUUGGACUUUGUGUGCGACCUCACUUACAUCGCAGACAUGAUCUUCAGAACGAGGACCGGUUACCUGGAGCAGGGUCUGCUGGUGAAGGACGAGCAGAAGUUGCGCGAUCGCUACGUCCACAGCGUCCAGUUCAAACUGGACCUGGCCUCCAUGGUUCCCACUGACGUGCUCUACCUCGCUCUCGGCACCAGAUACCCUGAAAUCCGCCUCAACAAACUGUUCAGGUUCAACAGGAUGCUGGAGUUCUUCCAGAGGACGGAGACCCGGACUAACUACCCCAACGCUCUCCGUAUCUCCAACCUUGUUAUGUACAUCGUCAUCAUUAUCCACUGGAACGCCUGCCUCUACUACUCCUUCUCCAAGGCUAUUGGUUUUGGUGCUGACAGGUUUGUGUAUCCCGACCCGGCAGAUCCGGAGUUUGGUCGUCUGGUGAGGAAGUAUGCCUACAGUAUGUACUGGUCCACUCUGACACUCACCACCAUUGGAGAGACUCCGCCCCCCGUGGAGAACUCUGAGUACUUCUUUGUCGUCACUGACUUCCUGGUUGGUGUGUUGAUCUUUGCCACCAUUGUCGGUAAUGUCGGCUCGAUGAUCACCAACAUGAACGCUGCCAGGGCCAACUUCCAGUCUCGCAUCGACGCCAUCAAACAAUACAUGACCUUCCGAAAGGUUACGAAGGACCUGGAGAAGAGAGUCAUCAAGUGGUUUGACUUCCUGUGGACCAAUAAGAAAGCAGUAGAUGAGAGGGAGGUCUUGAAGUACCUGCCGGACAAACUGAGGGCAGAGAUCGCCAUCAAUGUCCACCUAGACACCCUGAAGAAGGUUCGUAUCUUUGCGGACUGCGAGGCCGGUCUUUUGGUGGAGCUGGUGCUGAAGCUGCAGCCUCAGGUAUACAGUCCCGGGGACUACAUAUGCAAGAAGGGCGAUAUUGGCAGAGAGAUGUACAUCAUCAAAGAGGGAAAACUGGCUGUCGUUGCCGAUGACGGCAUCAAGCAGUUUGUGGUCCUCAGUGACGGGAGCUACUUCGGGGAGAUCAGCAUCCUGGCCAUUAAAGGCAGUCGGGCAGGAAACCGCAGGACGGCCAACAUCCGGAGCAUCGGCUACUCCGACCUCUUCUGUCUCUCUAAAGACGACCUGAUGGAGGCGCUGACGGAGUACCCCGACGCCAAAGCCCUGCUGGAGGAGAAGGGGCGGCAGAUCCUGAUGAAGGACGGGCUGCUGGACCUGGAGGUGGCGGCGCAGGGCCCUGACCCCAAAGAGAUGGAGGAGAAGGUGGAGCGCAUGGCAAGCAUGCUGGACGCCCUGCAGACGCGUUACGCCCGGCUGCUGGCCGAGCACGAGGCCACACACGGCAAACUCAAGCACCGAGUCACUCGGCUAGAGAAGAAGCUAGCGCCGCCGCAGGGGGAAGCUCCGCCCCCCCCGACACCGGAGACAUAGACGAGCAGAGAAGAAGAGGAAGGAGGAGAAGUUAGAAAAACAAUCAUUUUACGUCACCAAAUCAGUUUCAGUCUUAGAGGAUUUGAUGAAAAAUGAAUCGUCACAAAGUUAAAGUUCGAACCAAAGAAAAAAGUUAAUAAAUGUCAUUGAUGUGUUUCUAGUAAAUAUUUCACACCUUAGUAACUAGAAUGUGUUAUAUAUUUAAUAUAGCUCCUCUGGGUAGUUUUCUAUUGGUCAAAAACAUGAAUACACGUAAUAAACUGCCUCAAAGCUCCGCCUCGUAGAUCAGCAGCGUAAGUCAUUGACCUCGCUUUGCCAAAACCCGACCUGAAGUAAUUGUG